Messenger RNA from Funneliformis mosseae, 572 nucleotides. The record is from the annotation of a GenBank genome assembly. NCBI's taxonomy places the organism in Eukaryota, Fungi, Glomeromycota, Glomeromycetes, Glomerales, Glomeraceae.
ACAAUCAAACUUAUUUAAGCGAAAAAAAAGAGUCUGCUGCUUUUACAGAAGGUUCUGUUACCUUCGUUGGAAAUUUUAGUGGCUCUGUUACCUUUGCUAGAGGUUCUAUAUUCUUUGCAAAGGAUUCUAAUGCUACAUUUGCUGAAGGUUCAGUUGCUUUUGAGGAUGAUUCUGAUACCAGAGGUUUUAUUGUUCUUGUCAAAGAAUCUGAUACUUCUAGAAAAGAAAUUGAAAAUAAAGUACAAAUUAAUGUUGCAGGAUUUUCUAUACGUCAAAAGAGCGUUAAGCUUGAUAAUGAUGGGAUAGUUCAACGUCAUACAUUUGAAUGCAGUUUUUCUAGUAAACCAAUUUCUAAUCAGAUUUAUCAAUUCAUGGACAUCCCACUAUAUAAACAUAUCAAAUCAGCAUUAGAAAAUGCAUUCCAUAGCAUUAAAAUUAGUGCUUUUAAUCCACCUGAUCCUAAUUUACAAUCUUCAUCAAGAAUCCCUUUACAUAUCUAUGAUGUUAGCAAUCAUAGACAAGAUAAUGAUCAUAUGAUACUUGAUGAUAUAAGCGAAAAUAUAAGCAAAUGA